Molecule: messenger RNA, 6850 nt
Organism: Falco peregrinus (peregrine falcon)
Lineage: Eukaryota; Metazoa; Chordata; Aves; Falconiformes; Falconidae
Gene: TBX20
Product: T-box transcription factor 20
Exons: 8
Coding region: 101-1423 (440 amino acids)
Biological process (GO): heart looping; regulation of transcription by RNA polymerase II; positive regulation of DNA-templated transcription
Cellular component (GO): nucleus
Molecular function (GO): DNA-binding transcription factor activity, RNA polymerase II-specific; RNA polymerase II cis-regulatory region sequence-specific DNA binding
Source: RefSeq, a predicted model, not a curated record
CGCGCGGCGCCGGGCGCAGAGCGCCUCUCGCCCGCAGCUCCGCUCCGCUGCCCCCGCCGCCCGCCCCGUCCGGGCAGCGCCGCUUCCCCGCCGGCUGGCCAUGGAGUACACGCCGCCCCCCAAGCCGCAGCUCUCCUCCCGGGCCAACGCCUUCUCCAUCGCUGCCCUCAUGUCGAGCGGCAGCUCCAAGGACAAGGAGUCCCCAGAGAGCACCAUCAAGCCGCUGGAACAAUUCGUUGAGAAAUCCUCUUGCGCCCAGACUUUGAGUGACUUAUCCAGCCUGGACCCUCACGGGGAUUUUAGCACCAGCCCUUCAACCCUGUGCACCGAGCCCCUCAUCCCCACCACCCCCAUCAUCCCCAGCGAGGAGAUGGCCAAAAUCUCCUGCAGCCUGGAGACCAAAGAGCUCUGGGACAAGUUUCACGAACUGGGUACCGAGAUGAUCAUCACCAAGUCGGGGAGGAGAAUGUUUCCUACCAUCAGGGUUUCCUUCUCGGGAGUGGAUCCCGAAGCCAAGUACAUUGUGUUAAUGGAUAUAGUUCCCGUGGACAAUAAAAGAUAUAGAUAUGCCUACCACAGGUCUUCCUGGUUAGUGGCUGGAAAAGCUGACCCUCCGCUCCCUGCAAGGCUGUACGUGCACCCCGACUCGCCGUUCACAGGAGAGCAGCUACUGAAGCAGAUGGUGUCCUUCGAAAAAGUCAAACUCACCAACAACGAGCUGGAUCAGCACGGCCAUAUCAUUUUGAAUUCGAUGCACAAGUACCAGCCAAGGGUCCACAUUAUUAAGAAGAAGGAUCACACGGCUUCUUUGCUAAAUCUGAAAUCAGAAGAGUUCAGGACGUUUAUCUUUCCAGAGACAGUUUUUACUGCUGUUACCGCCUACCAGAAUCAAUUGAUAACCAAGUUGAAAAUUGACAGCAACCCUUUUGCUAAAGGAUUCCGGGACUCUUCCAGACUCACUGAUAUCGAGAGAGAAAGCGUGGAGAGCCUUAUCCAAAAGCAUUCCUAUGCCCGAUCCCCCAUUCGAACCUACGGAGGAGAAGAUGAUCUUGGAGAUGACAGCCAGGCAACACAAAGCAGAGGGUCAGCCUUCACAACAUCUGAUAACCUGUCCCUCAGUUCCUGGGUAUCCUCCUCGACCAGUUUUCCUGGAUUUCAGCAUCCACAGUCUUUGAGUGCCCUGGGUACCAGCACUGCAUCUAUAGCUACGCCCAUUCCUCACCCAAUCCAAGGAUCUCUGCCUCCGUACAGCCGCCUGGGAAUGCCUCUUACACCCUCUGCUAUAGCCAGCUCCAUGCAAGGUAGUGGCCCCACUUUCCCUUCCUUCCACAUGCCUAGGUACCACCAUUAUUUUCAGCAGGGUCCUUAUGCAGCUAUCCAGGGACUGCGUCACUCCUCCGCAGUGAUGACGCCAUUUGUAUGAGUGAUGUAAGACAAAAGAAACAUGAUGAGAUUUGAAAUGUGCAAGCUUGGUAUGAAAAAUACAAGGGACCUUCCUGAAAGGCCUGUGGCAGGAGUGCUGAACUCGUAACAAACCAGCUAAGAAAAUGCAUUAUGGAUAUAGAUUCCUCCGCUGAGGGAUCUCAAGAAGAGAGCAUGCAGCUUGGAGCUGCUCACAGAUCUAGGUGUAACACAGCUGAAAUGGAUCCCAAAGUAAAUCCCCAGGAUUUUUGGUCACGUGCAGCUUGUUCCAAAGGUGCAUUAUACCUAGCGGAAAGAGAUUACGUUUAUGCAGCAGUGUACAAAUUAAUUGUGUAUAGGUCUUUUUUUUUUCAUAUGCUAGAAGAAUUCUGAAAAAGGCAAUACUCUUACUCAUCUUCAUCUCUUCUUGUGACUGAUGAGCAUCUAAACAGAAAAAUGUAUUGCUAUAACUUUGAGCAUGUUUUAGGCUAUCAGCACACACUUGCUGGGAAUGGGACAAAGUGGAGAAGACCACUGUCCUUUUUAAAAGACUGGCUUAUAUUCACCAGAAGCAGUAUUUCUUAGUUGCUACUAUAAUCCCAAAGAAAAAAUUAUUAACAAGUUUUUCUUUCUUUGUUUCUUUCACAAAACACUUACCAGUUCCAAGAAAGAACUGUGUUACAGGACUGUAGAAGUAUGAUGUAUUCUGCCCUUCAUUUAAAAAGAAGUUUGAUCUAUAUCCUAGGAGGAGCAAUUUAACUGUCUAUUAAGGUAUGAUGAAGGAAAAUGUUGAUUUGGGAAAAUCUGUCACUUAAAAAACCAAGAUACCAAAUCUUUAAAUCAAUGCUUGUUUGCUGCUGUGCUUGCCACUGAAGACCUGUUUCUAGCUGUAAAUGUGUACCAAGUUAACCAGAUUUCAGGCUAGAUCAGUCUGCAGACUCUCUACAUCAAACUGUAAUCAAGGGGCUGGUAUCAGAUGAGUGACAUUGGAGUAUCCUUCUAUUUGUUCUGAUUUUCUUGGGUUUGGUCAUGGCUGUUAUUAUACAAGCUCUUUGGCCAGGAAAACAAGGGUUGUAAUGUGUGUUUUCCCAUGUCCCCCCUAUAUUGGGAAAAUACCAGCACAGAACUUCACAUGUAAUUUUUUUUAAUUCUCGUCUCUAUUUUUCAGUUAGUAAUUAGGGUUCUCAUUCAAGUACUGCUCACUUUUUCCAGUACAUUACGUUUGAUGCAAUAGAGGAACCAUAGAGGUAUAAGAAAAAUUGACCUGUUUGCAGAGAGCUAGCGUGAAUCCUUUGCACUGCUGGAAAGAGUAUCAGCGCAAUGCUAAUUUUCUGCAUGGUGGGAGCUGGGAUUUCACUGUAAAAAAGUCAGCACAGAGUUUCUGUGUAGAGUGGCAUCCAAGUUACAGAAGAUAACAGAUCUACUGUUAAAAAAACCCUAGCAAUCCAAUCUCAUAUAUUAAAGAUCCCUGUAGAGCUGGAACACCGAAUGGAAAGCAGACUUUUUUGGCAUUAUUCUCUACUUCUGACCAGUGUGUGUUGGUAUCAUAUGGUAAGAAGCAGAGCACAGUAUGCUGAGUCACCUACCUCCCAUCUCUGUGAAGUGCAAGGCAAGUCACGCACCUCAUCUUACGUGCCCCAUCACACAGAGCAAUGACAGCCUCCCAGGCUUUUCCUAAUUUCUGUUGUGGGCCAGUACUUGCAUCCCACAGAUAAGGUCCAUCUGUAUGUAUUUCACAGUAGCUGAAUUUAAAAUCUUGCCAAAUUGGCCAUUUCAAUCACUUCAGCUAUCUGCAGUAUCAUCCCGAUUUCCCUUUACUCACUGUUGGAUAUGCUGAUAAAAAACAGCCUGUGGCAAUUCGCAACUUCUGUGCUCUGUAUGUGAAUAAAACAAACCUACAUUUACAGUUUCUGAGUUCAGAGCUACUACAAAGAGUUCCAUAAGUUAAUAUAAUAGGCCAAGCUCUGCAGUAUUUAAAUGGCUUAGAAUCAGACACUGAAUUUGGCUUGAUGUAUCCAAAUGUUAGAUUUUGCUCCAGGCUAUCAGAUUCACCUGAAAAGUGCAUGUUGCAAGGUUGAGUCUACCCAUUUUGAUAUAAACCCCCUAUUUUUCAGGAAAUUAGAUUAUAUUGGCCCCACAGCAACAUAACUCUUCAAGUACAUACAUGAUUCCAUAGAAAGAAGAAUUUCACAGGAGAUUGGGAAGAAAUUUUUUAUCCCUCUCCUCCAGUUACUUGACUUCUCUUAGAGCUGUAUGAAGGCUCUAUGACAACAUGCACUAAAGCCUGUAGGGAAAUCCGAUUUCUUUUAUCUGUUUCCUUCUGCAGCUCCAUUAACUUAUCUGGAAUUGCAGGGGAUAUGGUUAGGUUCAGAAUUCAAGCCAGUAGCUUUAAUGCUGAUACUUCUAUCAGGAAAUGGUCAAGUCGGUAGGCAGCUUUGAGAUGCCUCCAGAACUAAGUUUGAACAGGUAGGCUGAUUUGGACGAGUUUUACAAGUCACACAAAGCCUGCUCAUAUAUUGACCUGCCCUUCCUUCGUGAAGAAAGUUCAGAGAAAGAAACAGUACAAUCUCUGUAGCCCUGCCCCAGUCCCUGUUCUGAAAACACCAAUAUUUGGCAGGCAGAAAUGCCCCAGAUACUGUUUCACAGAAAAUACCGCAGGCUUUUCCUGGAGAACAAAACUGGAUUUUAACAACAUUGUUUACAAAAAUAUUAAAUGAUAGACAAGUGCUUUUCAUUAUGAAUUAAAUGGGAUUCAUAUCUGAAAAAAUACAGCAGUAGACUGUCCCUGUAUAAAAACAUGACAAGGCCAAUUCCUCAUUCAUGCUCUCUGUGUUGAGUUUCAUACUGUAGAUGGAUGCAGAACGAACCACCUGUCAAAAUCCACAGCUUGUUUUUUCCAGUCAGAUCAAGUCUCUUUCAAUGUGCUCAUCCCUCUUUGUUCUGCUCUUUGGAAUAUGCUGCUCUCCAGUGAUUUAAUUCCUUUGCAUCAGAAACCCACUGGGUUCCGCACUAAUACAGAAUCACGGGCAGAUCCCAAGCAAGGGAAUGAAGGCAGCUUGUGAGGGUCUUCUCCAGGAGUAAGGUCAACAGGUAUGUCCAGUUCUCCUCUCCCCAUCUUUGCCUUCACAAUCCUACCAACAAAACCUGUUGCAUAGAGGUGAGGUUGAAGGGAUUAAGUUCACAGAGACCACAGGACGCCCAACAAUGAUGUCCUGCCACCUGGCCAGGUGUCUUCUCCCUGUCCCUCUCCCCUUCCUGGGGGCAGGGGGCAGCAUGGGAGUGAUUCCAGGGAUAAAAUUCCUGCCCACUGAAGCCAACUGCAGAUUUCUUGACUGUAACAGAGGUGGGAUUUCAUUCAACAUUCUCACCUGAAAAUAAAGUCUAACUGUAAGAACAGUCUGUAGUGACGGCAACAAUAUAGGAACUCCACAGAAAAGACUAAACCUCCAACUACAUCAGCUUUAGCACUGAUUUUACAACUGGAAGAAAAUGAAUGUAAAUUUGUAAUUAAUUGGUUAAAGAGUGAAAUUGCUUUCCUAAAAAAUAUUAUCUGUACUACUUUGACAAUAACUCAGUAAUUUAUUUAAGGAGUUGCUGUACUGCUGUCAAAAUCGUAUCACUUUCAGGACAGCACAUCUGUUGCUGGUAGAUGGUCUAGGAAUGCCAAACAUAACCUAGAGUUCAUUUUUCAAUAUAAUUCACAUUCUGUAUCCCACGAGAAGUGCUCUUCACCUUCAUGAGCUCUCUUGGCUGAGCAAACUGGUGCUGGUUUAUGUUGUUGGGUGUUUUUUUAAGAAGGGUGGAGAGAACAUGUCUGAAUAUGCUUUUCAAAGAGAAUGAUAAAAUCAUCCUCCAAAGUGUUACAAGUUCUUUCGGGUGUUUUCUGGAUUACCCUUUUAUCCAUAGAUAGUCAACAGCCUCAGGUCUUUCAUCCAACAAAAGCAUCCCAAAGACUAACAAAGCUGAUUUAGAUGCAUUUGUCUGGAUUUCUUUUGUUUCUGCUUUUGGACAGCCCUGAGAGAAGCUAGACAUAAAAAACAUUUUAAAUUUGUCGUUUGGUUUGCAGCAUUGCUUUAUAUGGCCUGAGGCACUGUCAAGGACAGAAAUUCAAUGACACUGGGUUUCAGUGGUACUCUUCUAGGUAUAAACUGACAAACAAGCAUAGACCAAGUGGAUAAAGGUACUGAGUUUCUAAUGGAAAUGCUUCUUCCUGAGUUCAAAGAUGUUAAAUUGUAUGAUAGCUAACUUACUUGCUAGUACAAACUACAAAAUCCAAUUGCAAAUUUUCUCCCAGAAGGCUUUAUCCAUGGAGGCUGGGGCACUGCAUGAGUGUGUACACAUAAGAAGAUGCUGCUGCUUCCAACAUCCAGCAAACACUAACCAGUAUUUGAAAAUAAACCUCUUUUAAACUCAUAACAUUUGGGCUGGCAACUUAAUUAUUAUGCACUACAUCAUCUUCAUAUGUGUGUAUACAGGGAAACAGAAAUAUUAAUGAAAAUAAUUGCAAAAACUUGGGGAGCUUCCCAAAACUUUAAGUAAAUAUAAAUUGUGGUUAUUUACCCUCGAUAAGGGGCAAAAGCAACAGUGAGAUCAGUGUGAUGCUUAGGGCUCCUUAUCUGGGAGGGCGUUGUGGCCACAGCGCUUACACUCAUCACCUGCAGAGGGAUGACAUUCACUCACUGCAAGAUUAAUUUGGGUUUUAGUAAGAUUUUAUUCUCACUAUUCCAUACAGAGCAUUUUCGGCUGCAGGAGAUGUGGUUUCUUUACUAAUCACUUACUUGCUGGCCAGAGGAUUUAUGUAUUACUCUGUAAUAAACUGUCCUUGCAUAUAGUCUCUAGUUUAUCAAAUGACAACUUCUUUUUCUUUAUUUUAUCUUUUUAAAAGAAAACUAAGCAGUGAUUUAAGUAAACUCUGAAGUAACUUCUAUAAUAGUUUAAGGACAAAAAAUACGGUUUGCUGUAUUUUACCUUUAGCACAUUUAAAGAAUCUUUUCUUUUUUUUUUAUUGUACCUUCAGAAACAUGAGGAAAGAUUUAAUUUAGAAAUAAGGAAGGUAAAAAACUGGAUGUAACCUCUUUAACAGAAUGUACCACAGUUCUUCUGUUUGCUGUGUUGACUUUGUUGUUUAUAAUGCAUUGCGUGAGCACAUUCACCAUGUACUGAAGUGUGUGUUUGUGUGUAUGGGGUGGGGGUAGGGGGAAAUCUUUUUAUGGAAAAAGAAGUUGUGAACAUAAACUAUGAAGCAACAUCUAAUGAAAAGUUUCUUUUUAAGUGCAAUAUAUUUAUUUCUGCUAGAAAUAUAAUAUCAACAUUAUGUAAUAUUUGAAGCAUUAAAUGUUAUUUGUAAACAGCUUAAAAUUAUAUAUAUAUCACAAAAAAUGUACAGAAGUGCAAAUGUGUGGAUAUUCAGUUUCUUUCAUUAAAAUAUUGGGUGUUUUGAUAUAUCAUU